Messenger RNA from Grosmannia clavigera kw1407, 2232 nucleotides. RefSeq lists its product as uncharacterized. The record is from RefSeq and is a predicted model, not a curated record. NCBI's taxonomy places the organism in Eukaryota, Fungi, Ascomycota, Sordariomycetes, Ophiostomatales, Ophiostomataceae. The transcript has 3 exons. The coding region runs from base 1 to 2232 and encodes 743 amino acids.
AUGUACAUUCGCAAGGACAUGUCCGGCAGUGCGCCGCUUAACUUUCGGGUGGCGAGAGCCAUACGGGAGAUCCAGCCGCCUGACAAGGAAGAUCCUCAACCCAGCAAAAAUCACUCGGUCGGCAUUAUUCUUGGCUGCAUCUUUGCUAGCUGCGUCGUCGCCGGCUUCCUGGUCAUAGGAUAUCUACGCUGGCGACGACUGCGGAAGCCGCAGUAUGCACUCUCUGGCCGCGAUGACAAUGACCACAGUGCUACGGCCAUACCUGCUGUGACGACACAGACCACCACCGUUCAGACGCCGGCCGCGACAGUCGACCGGAAUACGAGCGUACGGUCGGUCAUGACUUUGCCGCCCUACCGCCCUAAAGCGUCCGAUAACGAGCACGUUUUGGGCCGCGAGGGCGAGCGCGGAGGCAUCGACGUCGUCUUGGAGCUGCCGACGGCCGAAGAGGAGGAGUCUCUGCGUGAGGAGGAAAUGGACACACUAUUCCAGAUCCGCCAGGCCCGACGCCGUCAGGCAGCCGAACGGGAAGAGCGCCGACGAGCACGACAGGAAGCACGCGACCGGAACGACCGGGCAGCCCUCCAGAGUAUCCGGCAACAGACACAGCUGGCGACGACAAACAAUUCUAGUGAGAUCGACACGCUGCGUGCCGAGCUUGAGCGUUCCCGGGACAUACGGACUCGUGCGGUCAGCAAGGUGAAUUACGCCGAUGUGGGCGUGGCACGCCACGACGGCACGCGCAUUCGGGCCAACAGCUCGGAGAGCGAACGUGUCGGCCUGCUCAGCGACGCGGCCAGCAUCGGUGCGUCUAACCGUUCGUCGGGCCUGCAGCAGAGCCUCCCUGCGACGCAACCUCAUCACCGUGAUCACAGCGCCAGUUCUGUGAUCAGCCUCGACACCACGCACAGCGACGGUGUGCAAUCCCAUGGGCCUCCUUCGGCACGAUCGCGCACGAGCUCCAUCGGCCAGCAUACGCGGGCUGGGUCGAGCCCGGAGCUUAUUGACGCUGCCGAGGCCGAUAUGGGCGACAGUUACAUGCCAUCGCACUCUCCGCCUGGCUAUGACGAGGUUUCCCUCAACGACCUCACACCCGCCCACUCUCGCUCUACGAGCCCGUAUCCCGAGCCGCCACCAGACUAUACUCCGAGCACGAUAAGCGGUCAAAACCCAGGGACCGUUGCUGCCGAGUCUUCUGGGGCGGCUGCCCGCACAACAGAACCAGAGUCCUCGGGGAGCAUCAGCAGAAGCGGCAGUGACAGAGAUUCGAGAAGCGCCGCUAUUGCACGGCUGCCAAGUUUACGUCUGCCCGAGCUUCCACAAAUUGUUAUUGAACCGUCGAGUGCGGUGACGAGAGACGACAGCGAGCGCGCUGGCCAGACGAUGCAUCAACGUCCGCCGGUCGACCUGUACGACAGAGACGACCUCUUGCCUGCAAACAUGGGGCAGCCGGCGGCGGGAGGAGGAGGAUAUCACGGGACCGAGGAGGAGAUGAGCGCGGCAGAGCAGAAUGGCAUCGACCUGCUGGACGAUGUGUUUGGAUCGGGGGAAGCGGAGGAGGCCGAGAGGGUCAGAACGGCGACAGCAGCCACGGACCAUCCGUCGGACAUGACGCGGCUGCAGCAGGAGCACUCGACGGCAGGCUACCGCGACGGUGUGACGGCGGGCAAAGAGGCGAGCUCGCAGGGCGGCUUUGACGAGGGCUACUCGCUGGGCGCGGCACUGGGGCUGGCAGCCGGGGAGCUGCUGGGGCUUCUGGAGGGGAUGGCAGGAGGAGUGGUGGGGGCAGCGGCGACGGCUGAAGCUGCCACGGAGGACGAGUGUGUGUGCCUGUUGGCUAGAGCGCGAGAAGAGCUGAAGCUGCAGUCCAUCUACGGGUCGGCCUACUUUGCGCCGGACGGGACCUGGACAUACGAGUUGACUGCGACUGAGAAAGAGGCGACUGUCUUUGAUGUGGCACGCGCUCACCCGCUGGUCCGCAGGUGGCGGCAGCUCGUGGACGCGCAGGCCGAGCAGCUGGGCGUCGUGCUGGGCGACGACGAUGCGGCCGUGAAGGCGGCGCUGGGACUCGGCGACGAGGACGAGGACGAGGGGAACGAAGAGGAUGAGGGAACGACUGUGGCAACGGCAACGGCAACGGCAACGGCAACGGCAACGGCAACGGCAGUGGCAGUGGCAGUGGCAGUGGCACCGCGCAACGUGCCGGCCUCGAACUCGUCGCUGGACUGGUGA